Molecule: messenger RNA, 803 nt
Organism: Desarmillaria tabescens
Lineage: Eukaryota; Fungi; Basidiomycota; Agaricomycetes; Agaricales; Physalacriaceae
Exons: 3
Coding region: 499-777 (92 amino acids)
Source: RefSeq, a predicted model, not a curated record
GUCCCAAGAAGGGACGGAAGACUCGGAACUACUCGGAAAAGAUCAAUCUCGCUGGUGGCUGUGCCACACCCGUUAUUUUUAUUACUUACCACUCGAACAAACCAAACGGCCAGUCCAAUGCUAGUCUCGUGAACGAAGACUACGGAAAAUAAUGCGCCGUGAGAAGACAGGGAAAACUUGUUGAAUUCCCUUGGCUGUCGAGCAUGUCUAGUUCAAUGCCAAGUUGCCAACGCAUGGUCGCAUCUCAGUCGCAUCCUUAUCCGAGUUUGGGUGUAGAGAUCCAGUCUACCAUACCUCAGAACUGUUUGUGAUUUCGGAGAGGGCUUACGUGUGUAUCAUCAGUAUUAUUCGAGACAGGUGCCUGACUAGGGGGGGGGGCUCCCUCGCUCUGGGGGUUGAAGGGGAAGACGGCGCUGUGAGAGCAAAAUCAUCAGCCGAGAUAGACGAGGAAUGUGCGUCGAAAGAAGAAAAAGAUUUGUCUUCCCUUUGGCUCUUUGAAUGUUUAUCUUACAUACAUAUAUCAGGAGAACGCAUGUAGUCCUGGUCCACACCGUGACUUUGACAGUGAGAAGCUUGAGCCCUAAGCUUGGCUAUUAUAUGUACCUCUUUACUUCAUACAACGCUCCUCUGGCGGCGGCUUUAUCCAUGUGCUUCUUUGAGGUGACUCUCUUUGUCGGUUGUAUUUCUGUGCAUCGCUUUCCUCUAUACGGGUGGUGUUUACAGAAAGGUACGUUGUUUGACUACUUCUUUUCAAAACGCCAGAGACAGAGACAUUGAUCUAGAUGCAUGAAAUCAUGUUCAUA